AUGCUUUUGCACAGAAAAUUGCACUUUAAUGCAAAUCCUAGGGAAAGGUAUACCUUGUGCUAUAUGCAACGUAGAGGAUGGAUUAUAAAACCGAGAAUACACCGCAAGCGAAAACACUACUUACACAAAUAUUAUCCGAUAGACAAUAUUGACAAAUCAUGCGUAGCAGCGAAAAAUAAACAAUAUCCUGAAAGUAAGCGGUGUCCUUACUGCCCUAAAACUAGCUUCGUAAUACCUCCGAAACAAAAGAAACGAAAUAAAUCUGUAUCACUAACAAGAGAUAGUUUUAGGAAAUUGAAACAUAUCAAUCAAUCCAAAAGUGUAACUACAAAACAAAAAGUAUUUAGAAAUUUCAAGACUGCUUGGAAAAAUAUCAAAAGUGUUGCGUGUGAAACGGAUAUUGAAGCGUGGCAGAAUGAUUAUAUUUGCAAAGAUAUAUAUGUUAGCAAUUUAAGAACAAAGCCAUGGUUUUGGGUUUAUAAGUUCUGUCCUUUUUUUUAUCCCUACUUUUUAGUAUUUAUUAGAUUUAACGAAAACUGCGCUCAUUGCUUUUUAUUGAUGGUUUCGUCAUAUGUCUCAUUUCACACUUAUGAAUCUGGCUAA
Molecule: messenger RNA, 603 nt
Organism: Vanessa atalanta (red admiral)
Lineage: Eukaryota; Metazoa; Arthropoda; Insecta; Lepidoptera; Nymphalidae
Exons: 4
Coding region: 1-603 (200 amino acids)
Source: RefSeq, a predicted model, not a curated record